Molecule: messenger RNA, 1197 nt
Organism: Hydractinia symbiolongicarpus
Lineage: Eukaryota; Metazoa; Cnidaria; Hydrozoa; Anthoathecata; Hydractiniidae
Product: malate dehydrogenase, mitochondrial-like
Exons: 10
Coding region: 116-1141 (341 amino acids)
Biological process (GO): malate metabolic process; tricarboxylic acid cycle
Cellular component (GO): mitochondrion; cytoplasm
Molecular function (GO): L-malate dehydrogenase (NAD+) activity
Source: RefSeq, a predicted model, not a curated record
AAAUCUGGCAUUUUCAAACGACCUUCUUGCAGAGCAGGACGUUGAAGGUCAGGCGUAGCUGAGCAGCAGGUAUUUUGGAAGCAGCUCACUUUUCAACUUCAAACUAUUGCUUAAGAUGCUCGCUCAUUUUGCUACUCGAUCAUCUCGAAUUGCCUUAGCCGGUUUACGCAAAUUUUCAACAAAUGGACAGAAACAUGCAAAAGUGGCUGUGCUUGGUGCAGCUGGUGGCAUUGGUCAACCAUUAGCCUUGCUCUUAAAACACUCACCUAUGAUCAGUCAUCUAUCGUUGUACGAUAUUGCACCAUUCACUCCAGGAGUUGGUAAAGAUUUGAGUCAUAUCGAGACACUUAGUGAAGUUUCAUCUCACACUGGUCCAGAACAAUUGGAUGAAUGUUUGAAAGGAUGCUCACUGGUCUUGAUACCUGCUGGUAUGCCACGUAAGCCAGGAAUGACUCGUGAUGAUCUCUUUAAUACCAACGCAUCCAUUGCUAUGAACUUAGCAGAUGCUUGUGCGAGAAAUUGUCCAGAUGCCAUUGUUGGAAUCAUUACAAACCCAGUAAACUCGACAGUUCCCAUUGCGUCAGAGGUGUACAAGAAACAUGGAGUGUACAACCCAUCUAAAAUGUUUGGUGUGACAACCCUAGAUGUUGUUCGUGCCAAUACCUUUGUAGCAGAGAAAAAAGAUUUAGACAUCACCAAAACCAACGUUCCAGUCAUCGGUGGCCACUCUGGUGUCACCAUUUUGCCAUUACUUUCGCAACUUGUGCCAAAAACUUCCUUCACUGAAGAAGAGCUUGCAUCACUAACUGACAGAAUACAAAAUGCUGGAACUGAAGUAGUUGAAGCUAAAGCCGGUGCUGGAUCUGCAACUCUUUCUAUGGCGUAUGCAGGUGCACGUUUCGGUUUUUCUGUCCUGGAAGCAAUGAAUGGCAAGAAAGGAGUUGUGGAAUGUGCCUACGUUGCAUCUGAUGUCACAGAAGCAUUAUAUUUUGCCACGCCUAUUUUGUUAGGGCCUGAAGGUUUAGAAAAGAAUCUUGGAAUGGGUGAUUUAUCUGAAUUUGAAAAACAAAAGUUGAAAGAGCUCAUGCCAGAGUUGAAAGACAACAUUGCUAAAGGAGAGGAAUUCUGCAAAAAUAAUUAAUUCAAUAAACGCAUGAAAAAAUUUUAAAGAGAAAAAGAAAAUUUGUUAAGUUAGAA